Messenger RNA from Amorphotheca resinae ATCC 22711, 1046 nucleotides. RefSeq lists its product as hypothetical. Bases 1 to 960 code for a protein of 319 amino acids. NCBI's taxonomy places the organism in Eukaryota, Fungi, Ascomycota, Leotiomycetes, Helotiales, Amorphothecaceae. The transcript is spliced from 4 exons. The record is from RefSeq and is a predicted model, not a curated record.
AUGGAGGAUCUGCUUGUCAGCACUCGCAAAGUUGGCCAAACUGGUAUGGGAGCGAUUGUCGCGACGGCACAGUCCCAGGCGCUUGAUCUUGCGCGGGAGCCAGACCUGACCCGGAACCCACGCGGCGAGUACAGCACAGUAGCACGGGAACCAGGGGGGCAGGGGGCCAGGGGAUCAAGGGGAUUCAAGGGGACAAAAGGGAAUAAUAUUGGAAUCCAAGGGGAUCAAGGGCAUCAAGGGGACAAAAGAAAACAAUGGAAUCCAAGGGGACCAAAGGGAUCAAGGGGCUCAAGGGGAUCAAGGGGACCAAGGGGACCAAAGGGAAUAAUGGAAAUCCAGAUUCCAAAGGGACCAAAGGGAACCAAGGGAAAACCCGAGGGAAACCCCAAGGACGUGCGGCCCAACGCUCCAACCAGACUACAGACUCGCCAAUCUCACAACGGCCGCAAGGGUUGGCUCCACGGAAAGGAAAAGCUCGCAGAUCUUCCCGCCGGCCGCACUUUGAAAGCGGAACCUGUCAUCCCAUGGGCCUCGUCCAGACAGUCCUCCCUAAAGGAUCCAUUAUUAUCCAUAUGUCGUGGACUCGUGGACUCGUGGUGGAGCGCAAGCAAUCGGCGUGCACAUCGAUUCGUUGCAGGUUGCAGCAAGUUGCAGGUCGUUAAAAAGUGCCCGAUGAGGACAUGGCCGGCAUGCGGUGUUCUCCUCUGCCGCGAACGCAUAACACAGUACCGGAGGGCGAGCACGGGGGGCUGGCUCUGGUCUACAGACUACGAUCUACCGGAUGCAUUUUCUGCUCUCCUCUCCUUCCUUCUAUUACCCAUCUUCCCUGCUCUUCUUCGGGAUGUGAGGAAUGUGACGACGCGCGAGCCUCAUCGCAAGGAGGGAGGAGGGCGCUGUCAUCUGAGGAUCGUAAUCAUCAAAAUCAAACACACCCCGCUCGUCUGGCACAUGGGUACUUGACCCUGCUGGGUACAAUUACAGGAGUUUACUACCAUGGAGCCUGAGGAUUCUCGACAAGCUCCCGCAACCUCCAGGGCCGGCUCCAG